Molecule: messenger RNA, 489 nt
Organism: Lipotes vexillifer (Yangtze River dolphin)
Lineage: Eukaryota; Metazoa; Chordata; Mammalia; Artiodactyla; Lipotidae
Gene: ARL5B
Product: ARF like GTPase 5B
Exons: 5
Coding region: 61-489 (142 amino acids)
Molecular function (GO): GTP binding; GTPase activity
Source: RefSeq, a predicted model, not a curated record
AAAGUAAUUAUAGUGGGACUGGAUAAUGCAGGGAAAACCACCAUUCUUUAUCAAUUCUUAAUGAAUGAAGUGGUUCAUACAUCUCCAACCAUAGGAAGCAAUGUUGAAGAAAUAGUUGUGAAGAACACUCAUUUUCUUAUGUGGGAUAUUGGUGGUCAAGAGUCACUGCGAUCAUCCUGGAACACGUAUUACUCAAACACAGAGUUCAUCAUUCUUGUGGUUGACAGCAUUGACAGGGAACGACUAGCUAUUACGAAAGAAGAAUUAUAUAGAAUGUUGGCUCACGAGGAUUUACGGAAAGCUGCAGUCCUUAUCUUCGCCAAUAAACAGGAUAUGAAAGGGUGUAUGACAGCAGCUGAAAUCUCUAAAUACCUCACCCUCAGUUCAAUUAAGGAUCAUCCAUGGCACAUUCAGUCCUGCUGUGCUUUAACAGGAGAAGGGUUAUGCCAGGGUCUAGAGUGGAUGACCUCCCGGAUUGGUGUGAGAUAA